Molecule: messenger RNA, 421 nt
Organism: Puccinia graminis f. sp. tritici CRL 75-36-700-3
Lineage: Eukaryota; Fungi; Basidiomycota; Pucciniomycetes; Pucciniales; Pucciniaceae
Exons: 2
Coding region: 1-309 (102 amino acids)
Source: RefSeq, a predicted model, not a curated record
AUGCGUUGCAGCCUCGUCAUUGCCCUUCCAAUCGCCCUGCUCAGCUCUGUCUCUGCGGAGUUCUUCCUGCGAAGAGGCUUGGACAGUCUUCCAAUAGUCGGCGGCUUGUUGGGUGGCUCACCGAAGAGCGGGGACGGCGACAAGAACAGUUGCGCCGACCAGCAGUCGCUUCUGGCAAACGUGAACGUCCUGAGUUCGGUUCAUUGCUCCAGUGGGGCCGGCGGGCCCGACCUGAUGGCCUGCGGACAAUCAGGCAAUAGCUACCAUGACGGAGCGUACCACACCUCCGCCGAUUGUGCUAACAAUUAGAGCCUUUGCACUCCUGCUAAGAAAACGGAUCGACUUGAGCAAUCCGAGGUUCCCCAGCUCUUUCCACCCGGCCAAAAUUUUUCCUUUCUUCCGUUUAUCUCACAUUUGUUUC